AUGGAGUUCGAACACCGCCAUUCGAAUUCCUCGUCCAUCCACACCGCUCAUCAUGAUGGCUCGCAUAUGACAGCGUCUGGACAACGACACCUAGAUGAUGCGGUGGAAGAAUACAAUCAUAAUCAUGAUUAUACUCGUAAUCAUAACGACAAUGCCAACACCAAUACCAACAAUCAACAACCUCAACUACCCCCCCGCGAUGGCGGCAGAGAUGCCUGGCUGUUCCUGGCGGCCUGUUUUAUGAUCGAGGCGUUGGCUUCGCAUUCGCCUUCGGCAUUUUCCAAGAUUACUACAGCACGCACGAGCCGUUCAAGCAGUCGGGCAACAUUGCUGCCAGUGGGACCUGCGCGAUGGAAAUCAUCUACAUUCUAUCCCCCUUCGUCUUUGGCCUACUGCUGGCCGUCCCCGACUGAAGCGGUUCGCCACCCCCUUGGCUUCCUAAUCAUGUGUGUUGCCAUCGCGCUCAGCUCAUUCGCGACCAAUACUACCCAUCUCUUGCUCAUGCAGGGUAUUGGGUAUGGCGUCGGGGCGAGUCUGACGUAUGCACCCACCAUCCUCUUCAUGGAGGAGUGGUUCGUCAAUAAGAGGGGGCUGGCGUUUGGGAUUAUGUGGGCUGGCACCGGCGUGUCAGGCGUCGUCCUGCCUGUCUUCCUCCAGUGGCUCCUCAACGCCCACGGCUUUCGGACGACCCUGAGAGUGUGGUCUGUCGUGCUGUUCAUCCUGACAGCUCCUCUCCUAUACUUCGUUAAGCCCCGGCUGCCUAUCGCGCAGUCGGCCAGUAUGCGGCCGUUUGACUUCAGCUUCCUCUGGAAUCGGACCUUCCUCAUUUUCCAGCUUGGCAAUGUCCUCGAAGCCCUGGGCUUCUUCCUCCCUUCCAUCUAUCUCCCAACAUACGCGAGUCACACACUUGGAGCCAGUAACCUCGUCGCCUCACUUACCGUUAUCCUCGUCAACCUCGCCUCUGUCUUUGGAUGCAUCAUCAUGGGAAUGCUGGUUGAUCGCUGUCAUGUGACGACCUGCAUCUUCAUCUCUACUGUCGGCAGCACUGUUGCCAUCUUCCUGCUCUGGGGCUUCUCUCUCACACUGGCACCCCUGUUCAUUUUCUGCAUUGCCUAUGGCAUCUUUGCAGGACCAUUCUCGGCCACCUGGCCUGCCAUCAUGAAAGAGGUCCAGAAGAACGCGAACUCGGCUGAACCUACGAUUGUGUUUGCCUUCCUAGCCGCAGGGAGAGGCAUCGGCAACGUGGUUAGUGGACCACUGAGUGAGAAGCUCUUGCAAGGCUUUCCCUGGCGAGAUGCCGCUGGCGGGGCGUACGGCAGCGGCUAUGGCACGCUGAUUGUCUUCACAGGCAUCACAGCCUUUCUGGGCGGGCUGAGCGUGCUGGCGCGGCCGUUGAGGUUGCUCUGA
Messenger RNA from Rasamsonia emersonii CBS 393.64, 1407 nucleotides. Its product is annotated as MFS monocarboxylate transporter. The coding region runs from base 1 to 1407 and encodes 468 amino acids. The transcript has 4 exons. NCBI's taxonomy places the organism in Eukaryota, Fungi, Ascomycota, Eurotiomycetes, Eurotiales, Trichocomaceae. Gene Ontology annotation, biological process: transmembrane transport. Gene Ontology annotation, cellular component: fungal-type vacuole membrane. Gene Ontology annotation, molecular function: transmembrane transporter activity. The record is from RefSeq and is a predicted model, not a curated record.